AUGCUAUCAAAAACCCAUAUUUCAUCAAUUUUCCUAAUUUUUCUCGUCAUUUCUCUAGCGCUCAUUAGUUCCAGUAAGUUAUUUGAUAAGUGAGUGAUUUCUGAUCUAUAACAAGCGUCGUUUUCAGCGGAGUGUCGUAGUUUCAGCCGUGGAAGAGGUGGCGGAAGAAGAGUGAGCAAUUAUCGGGCUCCGUCACGUGGACAUUAUCACCAUCAUCAUCAUCAUCAUAAUCAUUUUGGUGGAAGACGUGGAUAUUGGGGAAAAUAA
Caenorhabditis angaria is the source of this 267-nucleotide messenger RNA. The record is from the annotation of a GenBank genome assembly. NCBI's taxonomy places the organism in Eukaryota, Metazoa, Nematoda, Chromadorea, Rhabditida, Rhabditidae.